This is a messenger RNA of Protobothrops mucrosquamatus (brown spotted pit viper), 1788 nucleotides long. RefSeq names its product heparanase 2 (inactive) (gene HPSE2). The record is from RefSeq and is a predicted model, not a curated record. Gene Ontology annotation, cellular component: extracellular matrix; membrane. Bases 1 to 1641 code for a protein of 546 amino acids. NCBI's taxonomy places the organism in Eukaryota, Metazoa, Chordata, Lepidosauria, Squamata, Viperidae. The transcript has 12 exons. Gene Ontology annotation, molecular function: hydrolase activity, acting on glycosyl bonds.
AUGCCCUGCCCCGGCUCUGGCCCUUCUGGCUUCUUGGCCUUUUUGGCCCCUGGACUGGCGCUGUUGGCUCACCUCUCUCUCCCCUCUCAGGCCGGGGUGAAGCGGCUUCCCGCCAGGACAAGCCCGCAGGGCACCCCGGGCAGGACGCUCAUCCUCCUGGACGUGAGUACCAGGAGCUCCCUCCGUGUCACCAGCGAGAACUUCCUCUCGCUGCAACUGGACCCUUCAAUCCUUCACGACGGCUGGCUGGACUUCCUCAGCUCCCGGCGCUUAGUGACCUUGGCGCGUGGCCUGGCGCCCGCCUUUCUCCGCUUCGCGGGCAAAAGGACCGACUUUUUGCAGUUCCAGAACGUGAAGAACCCAGCCAAGAGCCGGGGUGGACCGGGACCGGAUUACUACCUCAAGAACUACGAGGACGACAUUAUUCGCAGUGAUAUUGCAUUGGAUAAACAAAAAGGCUGUAAGAUUGCCCAGCAUCCUGACAUCAUGUUGGAAUUACAAAGAGAAAAGGCAGCUCAGAUGCACCUGGUUCUUCUCAAGGAACAAUUCUCUAACACCUACACAAAUCUCACACUUACAGCCAGGUCUCUAGACAAACUUUAUAAUUUUGCUGACUGCUCUGGCCUGCAUCUCAUCUUUGCACUAAAUGCUUUGCGUCGGAAUCCCAACAAUUCCUGGAACAGCUCCAAUGCUCUCAGCCUGCUCAAGUACAGUGCCAGCAAGAAGUACAAUAUCUCCUGGGAGCUGGGCAAUGAACCAAAUAAUUACCGAACCCUCACAGGACGAGCAGUGAAUGGCACUCAGUUGGGGAAGGACUACAUGCAGCUGAAGAGACUGCUACAGUUAAUCCGCACCUACUCCCGAGCCAGUCUGUAUGGGCCCAAUAUUGGGAGACCUAAGAAAAAUGUUGUCACCCUCUUGGAUGGGUUCAUGAAGGUGGCAGGGAACAUAGUAGAUGCAGUUACCUGGCAACAUUACUACCUUGAUGGCCGAGUGGCCAAGGUGACGGACUUCCUGAAAACACGCCUGUUAGACACACUCUCUGACCAGAUCAGGAAAAUCCAGAAAGUGGUCAAUGCACACAUGCCUGGAAAAAGGAUUUGGUUAGAGGGUAUCGGGGCUGCUUCUGAAGGAGGCAUCACUAAUCUCUCAGAUUCCUAUGCUGCCAGCUUCCUAAUCUUGGACUACUGGCUCUCACUGCUAUACAAGCAACUUGUUGGACCCAGAGUACUUGCUGUUCAUGUAGCUGGACUGCAGAGAAAACCUCGCCCUGGCAGGGUGAUUCGUGAUAAGUUACGCAUCUAUGCUCACUGCACCAGUUACUACAACCAUAAUUAUGUCCGUGGUUCUAUCACAAUUUACAUUAUCAACUUGCAUCGGUCACGAAAGAAAAUUAAGUUGGUGGGGACCCUUCGGGACAAGCUUGUCCAUCAGUAUGUGCUGCAACCCGAUGGUCAGGAAGGACUUCAGUCAAGGUCUGUGCAGCUUAAUGGACAGCUCCUCACUAUGCUGGAUGAUGGAACCUUGCCAAAUCUGAAGCCUCGUCCUCUUCGUCCUGGCCGAACCCUUGUUAUUCCACCUCUCACUAUGAGCUUCUACGUGGUGAAGAAUGUUAAUGCCCUGGCGUGCCGGUACCGGUAGUUCUACCAAACCCCACUGCCAAGGGCAGACCUUGAGACCCUCUUGGGCCACUUCUUGGCAAGGGUGUGCAGACAUAAACAGGAAAAGGAGGACAGAAGUGCCUCCAGGAAAACACUGGCUAUCCACAGCUGUUUCACAUGUUCUUAU